This is a messenger RNA of Mytilus trossulus (common blue mussel), 462 nucleotides long. RefSeq lists its product as uncharacterized. The transcript has a single exon. Lineage: Eukaryota; Metazoa; Mollusca; Bivalvia; Mytilida; Mytilidae. The record is from RefSeq and is a predicted model, not a curated record. Bases 1 to 462 code for a protein of 153 amino acids.
AUGGACUACACUAUUGACGUAAAUAAGUAUAACUUGGACCUUAGUGGAAUAACAUCGUUAGUGUUUGAAGUAAAGAGAUGUGGUCGAACACAUGUUCUUCUGUCAAGUUCUGAUGUCAGAAACUCGGCAGAACCAAUGUAUGAGAUUGAUAUUGGAUAUAAUAAUUAUGACACCUUCAUCAUCUAUCGCUCUGACGAUUCAUUAGAUCAUGAAAGCAGGAAAUAUGUUAACUUUCCGACUCCUGAUAUAUUUAACUGUACGAUGUACUAUCCAUUCUGGAUUAGUUGGAAAGAGGGAGACAUUAAAUUAGGAUCUGGGAUUGUCAUUGAUGAUAACAUAUUGGGAUACUUGACAAAUGCACCUCAGUUUGAAGUGAAAGCUAUUGGAGUAUUAACAGACUAUGGUGAGUUAGGAAGUUGGAGAAUACAAUUUGAAGGUAAUUUUGAGGCAUUAAAUAUAUAG